AAAUGUCAGUCGGCCCGAGACAUUUGCACAGAGUGGAUAUUAAUUGUGGAAUAUCGAUAAUCAAAACCAAAACAAACAGAAAAUGAAACUAAUCUUAAUUUGCGCUCUAUUUGUGGCCGUGACGUGUGCCGAAGAUCAAGUUGAUUUUAUCACGAACGAGUCGAAUGUGGAAUACAAUGGCAAAUUCUACUACCAAUACGAGCUGCUCGACGGCUCAAAAGCUAUACAAAACGGCGAAUUGAAAAAGAUCGGAGAGGAUCAGUACGGCGAAGCGGUCAAAGGAUAUUUCUCGUUCCCUGGCGACGAUGGCCAGGAAUACUCCAUAAGUUAUACAGCCGACGAGAAUGGCUAUCGGCCAGUUGGCGAUCAUUUGCCCACACCGCCACCCACGCCCGAGUCGGUGCUGAAAACCCUCAAAUACCUAGCCGAGCAUCCCUACCAGCCCAGCGAGAAACAGCCGUAGUCGAUAGACUAGCGCACCCAGCAUAUAUAUGUGAUCUUUAAUGUGAAGUCAACAACAACUGUGAACCAAAAGAACUGAACGAGUCAAGUUAAAGCUAUAAAAUAUACACAACACUAGCAAAUUGAAAAAAA
This is a messenger RNA of Drosophila navojoa, 594 nucleotides long. It is a transcript of the gene Cpr49Af, whose product is annotated as Cuticular protein 49Af. Gene Ontology annotation, cellular component: chitin-based extracellular matrix. NCBI's taxonomy places the organism in Eukaryota, Metazoa, Arthropoda, Insecta, Diptera, Drosophilidae. The record is from RefSeq and is a predicted model, not a curated record. Gene Ontology annotation, molecular function: structural constituent of chitin-based larval cuticle.